This is a messenger RNA of Erythranthe guttata (spotted monkey flower), 2956 nucleotides long. Lineage: Eukaryota; Viridiplantae; Streptophyta; Magnoliopsida; Lamiales; Phrymaceae. The record is from RefSeq and is a predicted model, not a curated record.
GAUUUGAAAAGAGCAAAAUGCCACUUUGUGUCACAUCAAAAUUCUUUCGAGGGCAGUUUGCGUGUUAAAUUGAAGUUAGCGUAAAUUUAGUAUAAUUUCCGAUUUUCCAGGAAAAUACUGGAAACUUACCCCCAUUAUCUUCUCCACUGGAAACCCUAAUUGUGUGUGUGAACGUUUGCUGAAAAGAAAAUUAGGGCCUUGUACACACGCGUUCGGCGUUUUUGCGCAAUUUUGUGUCUUUAAAUGUGUAAAAAUUAGGGUUUUAUACUCACGCGUUCGGCGUUUUGCGUAUUUUUUUGUGUCUGUAAAUGUGUGCAAAAUUGGGGGUUGGGCGUUGCUUUGUUGAAGGUAUACCCUGCUUGGUGGUCUGUGUACGUAUCGAGCGGUAAUGGAGAAGCCUUGCGGUGCUCUGAGUGAGCGGGCUGUUGUGGCCGAGAACCUGACAAAGUAUUUGCUGGAAGGCUUUUCCAAAACUGACCCCCGGCGGCGGAAUCCGGACUUGGCUAGAGAAUCGGCGGCGAAGACGACGGAGCUAGAUUAUUUGAGAGAAUCCGUUGUGAAACGGUUGAGAGAUUGGGAGGAGAAGGCGAAGGAGUGCGGUGAGUGUAGAGAUAGGAAAAGGAGAAAAUUUGCUGUGCCCGGAGAAGAGGAGUUGAGUUCGGAGAGGGAAGAGUUUCUUAGCAGUGUUAAGAGGAGGGAGGGGGAAUUGGAUGCGCAGGUGGCGUCUGUGCGUGAGCAUAUCGAGCGUUUGCAGGUGGCGCAGGCUCAAGUUCAGGACAAGCAGCGGCAGGCCGGUGAGAAGUUGAAGGAGAUCGAGUCUCGAGAACAGAAAUUGGCUGAGAAGGAGGGGAAAGUUGACCUGAUCAUACGGACAUUGGAUAAACGGAUAACUGCGGUUGAAAAUAAGGAGAAAGAGUUUAAGUUCGUUUUAGAGAGUAAAAUGAGGGAGUUUCUGUUGAAAGAGAAGGACUUGAACAUGAAGAGGGAAGAGUUUGAUAAGGAGGUUAAAUCGGCAGGUGAGAAGUUUGCAGAGCAAGAGAAGGUAAGGUGUGGUUUUGUCGAGAGGUUGGAUAUGGCAGAGAAAAAGCUCGAGGGCAUGAGGGCGUCCAUAGAUGAGAGAUUAAAGGAGAUUGAGUUUCGGGAGAAUGUGGCCAGGGAAUCAGUGGCAGUUGGUGUGAAAGAAGCUGAUUUAAUCAGGGAAUCAAUUGAGAAACAAUUGGAAGAGUUUGAAAACAGGAAAUGCAAAUUUUGUUCAUCCCAAGAGGACAAAAUGCGGGAGCUGGUUUCGAAGGAGCAGCAACUGGAUGUGAUGAGUAAAAAGUUCGUUGAAGUUGCCGAAUUGGCGGAUGAGCAAUUGACCGAGAGAGAGGGUUUGGCGAUUAAGCUUUUGAAAAGGUUAGAGUUGGCACAGGAUAAUGUUGAAAGCUUGAAAGAAACGGUUCAUGAGAGGUAUAAAGAGAUUGGUCUGAAGGAAGUUGAGCUUAAUUCCAUUAGGGAUUGGGUUGUGAGGAAAGUGGACGAGCUAGACUCUGAAGCGGCGCAGUUGGAGGAACGGGAGAAGAGAAUUAAAAUAAAGAAAGAUGAUGUGCUUUCUGAGAAAAAUGAACUUCGACGGAAGAAAAACAAGAUUGCUGUGGAACAAAAUGAUUUGCAGAUUCGGGAAGAUGAACUUAAAGCUAGACAAAGAGAAAUGGAUUUGGUUCAAAAAUCGAAUGAACAACGACUGGAAGAGCUUGAUCGGAGAGAGAUGAGUCUGAAUUCUGUGAGAGGUUUUACUCGCAACUGUUUUAAGGAACAUCUUGCCAUAAAGAAGAAACUGCUUUCAGAAAGAAAUUUAGUCGAGAGACGCGCUAGAGACCUUGAACUUGAAAUUCAACGACUCAAGAAAACAGCAAGAGAGCUCGAACUGAAACAGAAAGGAUCUAGUGAUGUCAUCAAUGCCCAUGUGAGGACUGAUGCAAAUCAGUCUGCAGAUGUAAAACUUACAGUGAAAAUGGAUGGUAAAACAUUGCAAAUGUUCUUGAAUGACCCUCAAAAAGACUUGGAAUCAAUGGGUGAUGAAAUUUAUACAGUUCUUCACCUAUCCUCGGAUCCUCCAAAGUUGGUUUUAGAUGCAAUGGUAGGCUUCUACCCUCCUCAUUUGAGGGAAGAAGAUGUGGAGUUCAAUGUUAGGAAAACCUGUAUUAUUCUCUUACAGCAGUUAAUUAGAAUGUCACCGAAAAUUCAACCGUACGUCAGAGAAGAAGCUAUGGAACUUGCUGGUGCAUGGAAGUCGAAAAUGGGAGCCAGUGCCGAAAAUCCGUUGGAGUUAUUGGGAUUCUUGCACCUAUUGGCUUCUUAUAACCUAACCUCGUAUUUUGAUAAAGAUGAGAUUUUGGGUUUUGUGAUGAAAGUUGCUCAAUAUAGACAAACACCUGACUUGUGCCGUAUUCUUGGUUUCGUGGAGAGCAUAACAGGUCAAUCAACGUCCGUUGCCCCUAUUAAAACAGUGUCACGGAUUGGCAACGAUAGUUGCCAGGUUCGAAGAGACGUGCAAGCAAGGGCAAACCCUAAUCAUUGUAAUGGUGACGGGCAUGUUAACGUCGUAGUGGUUCCUCCAACUGAUGCAUCUUAUAUAAGCAAUAGAUCUCAUUCCAGUAGAUCUCAUUCCACAGUUAAAGAUGGGCUUGGCCACAUAGAAAAAGUGAUGCGAUGCCAUCACAGGGGUGUUGCUAAGAAGCCUUGAUGAUGGAUCCUGCAAAUCCUUAAGAGGGUUAACGGUGUUGUAGCUCCGUUAUUUUUCAUUAAUUAACAACUAUUCUUGAGUUUUGUGAACUAAAGUUGUUGAGGGAAAUAGACCCCCUUUGUGUGUGAGGAACAAAUCAUGUGAGCAAGAAAGUAUUCUCUUUAUGAAACGUGGUUUAGAUGUUUUACUUAUAACCGUUAGAGCAAAUAACACUUUUAACACCCCUAUGGU